Sipha flava (yellow sugarcane aphid) is the source of this 450-nucleotide messenger RNA. RefSeq names its product THO complex subunit 4-like. Gene Ontology annotation, cellular component: nucleus. Gene Ontology annotation, biological process: mRNA export from nucleus. Bases 1 to 450 code for a protein of 149 amino acids. NCBI's taxonomy places the organism in Eukaryota, Metazoa, Arthropoda, Insecta, Hemiptera, Aphididae. Gene Ontology annotation, molecular function: mRNA binding. The record is from RefSeq and is a predicted model, not a curated record. The transcript has 5 exons.
AUGGAUCUGAUGUGGGAGGUGCUAGAAAAGAAUACGGAUAUACGAGAGCUAUUCAAUGAGUUUGGUCCAUUGAAAACUGUAACACUUCACUAUAAUAGAUCUGGUAGAUCUAUGGGAACUAAUAAUGUUGUAUUUCGCAGUAAAAAUUCCGCAUUAAAAGCAAUAAGUCAAUAUAACAAUGUACCACUUGAUGGUCGCCCUAUGAAAAUUGAACUUGCAACUGAUUUGUCAACUGUUGCCAACCUUGCUUCUCGUCUCAGAAGACCAGCACCAUUGCUUAUAAGAAGUAUUCGUAUUAGAGUAAAAGGUAACCGGAGCAAACGUGGAAGUACUCGUGGUAACUCGAGAGGACGUGACGGUAGAGUUGACAGGAAAAACGAAAAGAAAAUGCCAAACAAAGAUGAAUUAGAUGCACAACUUGAUAGCUUUAUCAAAAGCAAGAAAACUUGA